AUGAAUCACCUUGACUUCCACGGGUGUCCACAAGUCCGAGUCUCAUAUGUAUUGACCAAGGACGAGGGCGAUGACAUCCAAAGUCUCUUGCUCCGAUCAGACUUUUGCUUCAACGACUUCAAGGCCUUCCCAGAACAAAAGAAAUGGAAACUGCAUAAGAAUGGGAUGCUAGAGACGAAACUGCAGCCAGGUAACCCGUAUGGUGCCAAGCCACGGCUACUUCAGGCAUGGCUAUUCUUUGGCCUCAUUACAUGUGUCAUGCGCACAAAGAAGUCGCUUUUUCAUUUCGGUGAUCUCGUUGCCAGCAAAGGCGGAAGUCGACAUCUCCAAACCGAUAGCCUUCCGGAGAAAUUACAAUACUGGCAUGACUGGAUGAAAAACAACAUCGACGGUGGCCUGGUGCACUCAAGGCUCAUCGAAGCAGACAAGGCCCUGCAGCUUGCUCGCAAGGUUAUUCGCGCAAACUGCUUAGAAUCAGGCCCUGCGUCUGAGGUUUCUGAACAGGACACGCCUGUUGGUGUUGGUGUUGGUGUUGGUGCCAGUGCCAAGACACCUAACAAGCUUUCCCCCAAGAGCCAGAGUGCUGGCGAAAACGGUGGCCGUUCGUCGGAAAACGAACCGAAGGUAGAUGAGCAAGACCGGCUGUUCCUUUGUCUCAUGGCUCUUGGUGAAACUCUUAGCGCUGUCAAACUUCACGUCAUCAAGGACCUGGGCUUAUGUAUGAACGACUGGCUGACUUUUGAUGACGAGGGCUGGGGUCCACCAUCCUAUGUUCUCAAGGAAAUGAAGGAGAAUAAAUGGUGCCCUAGGACUCGGAAAGUGUUGCUUGGACAAUUAGGCCCCAGUGCCAUACUGCUAUCCGCAGCGUUGAAAGCAAACAGAGGCAUUUCAGGCUCGCAACAACACGGGUGUUGCACAGCCGACGAGUGCGUCCAACUACCAGGCCCAGAGCCGGAGCAGGAAGCUUCCACUGGUCAGAGGAAGGUGGCAUAUCCGCCACAGCAUUACGAACCGCUUUGCGAUUCUGGAGGUAAAUGUCGUCUCCUGGGACCCGAUAUGGGGAUUGUCACCAGGAUUCUCCGUGAAGCAGAUUCCACAACUGAAGACUAUGAAUUUCCUAUUUUCAGAAUCAGUAUGCGGAAAGCCUCUUCUGACAGUGGUGAGCGAGAUCAUAUCAAUGGUAUCACCGUGGAGAGAUGGGCGUGGGAGGAUAGCCGGAGUCUGAGGACUCCAAAUUUCGCAACCAUUUCACACAUAUGGUCCCAGGGAAUGGGAAAUGAGGGCGAGAACAAGCUUUACGCAUGCCAGCUAAGGCUGAUUCUGCAAGCUCUAGAAGCGGCCGGAGUCAGCAAUCGUGAAUGGCAAACGGAGACGUUCUCUAGCCAGGUCACCAGCCAACAGAUCAAAGAUGUAAAUGACGAUGAAGGCGCUCAAGAGUCCAACAGUGGUAGCGAGCUCAGUGAACCAUUUUGGAUGGACACUUUCGCCAUUCCGGUCAAGGAACAGGACGGAAAAAUUCAGAAGACCUUUGAAGAAACGAAGAAAAGAGCCAUCCGGCAAAUCUACCCAGUCUUCAACUCGGCUACUUGCACAAUUGUCAUCGAUAAGGAUCUCUGCCGAAUCGGUAGCGACUCGGCAAUCAUGCGAAUAUUAACCAGCGCUUGGAUGCGACGCAUGUGGACUCUACAAGAGGCAUUCCUCAGCAGACGCCUGAGAUUUGUUUUCCAAGCACGUGGAGGUGGUGGUUUCAUGCUGGAGGACUUGGACGAACUGAUAGCGGAUAUGGGUGGCGCAACGAACCCAAACUCUGUGGCCCUCCGACUAUCGGUAACCGAGUUCUUCAAGCGCAAGCUAUAUCAAAAUUUGAUGGGGGAGGACAGGGAGAUCAGGAACCGAAAAGACCAUCCGAUCGAAGUAAGGGGCUCCCAGCGCCUGGCGGUCCAGCCGUUGGCGGAAGACGAGGUGCUCGCCCUCUCAACUCUGCUCAAUCUAGACUACAAAGGUACCAUUAUCGAAAGAGCCGGCGAGAUAGCUAAGGAGAGCAAUGAAGAGCAUCGGAGGAAGGAGCGUGCAAACAUGAUGAAGGAAUUUCUGAUCCUCAUCCAUCGCAGUUACCAAGGAUCCAUACCGUCGGGACUGAUCUUCUUACCCGGAGAGAGGCUCUCGGCACCGGCGUUCGGAUGGGCGCCAAGAACAUGGCUCUGUGGCCAAGACGAAGACCACCCCUAUCCUUUGAACAUGGCUGGUAGACCUACAGAGUUACAUGAGGAAGGGCUGCUUGUACACCCCGGUAUCCUGCUGCACGGGAUCCCGGGUCGUGAUAUUCUGAAGAGCUCGGCGAUAGGCCUCGUGUUUCCCACCGACCGAUACCUAACUGAGUGGUAUAAGAUCGUCAACAGCGAAGAUGAUGCCGUGCCAGAACCAGAAACGGCGGUCAAAACAGACCCCCCAACCGAAACAUAUGCCAUGGGAGUAAUCCUGUCGCGCCCCAGACCUCUAGAUGAACCACCAGAGAUAGGAUUGUUGGUUGAGAUUCACGAGGAGAAAUGGAGGCGGAAGGAGCCAGAGCGGAUCAACAGAAAAAUCUAUCGCUGCCAAAUCAUCCGCCGUGUCCUGGUUUCGCGAGUCCUAAUCAGCUCACCUGCCGAAGUUCAGUUGCCAAUGUGCUCUGGGGCAUCGGUCACAGACCCCAACACGACGAAGGCCAUCGGAGAGGUGAUGCCAGAUGAUACACUGUGGUUUGUCGACGGGCAACCGGAUGACCAAGGUACAGAAAUGUUGCGGCCGCCGAGACAUGGCCACAGCUCUGAAGAUACGACGAACCCUGGAGACAGUUUUGCUCCAGUCAGUCUGGACAAACCCUCUAUAAGUGAGAGCACGCCCUUCAGCGUUGGCAAGCCAUCUGAGGACUGGAAGGCAGUACUUUGGUAUCACAAAUGGCCGUGGCCCUGGGUUCGGCCAAGUCAGCCAAAGUAA
Messenger RNA from Pochonia chlamydosporia 170, 2976 nucleotides. RefSeq lists its product as hypothetical. The coding region runs from base 1 to 2976 and encodes 991 amino acids. The record is from RefSeq and is a predicted model, not a curated record. NCBI's taxonomy places the organism in Eukaryota, Fungi, Ascomycota, Sordariomycetes, Hypocreales, Clavicipitaceae. The transcript is spliced from 2 exons.